Molecule: messenger RNA, 2333 nt
Organism: Brassica rapa (field mustard)
Lineage: Eukaryota; Viridiplantae; Streptophyta; Magnoliopsida; Brassicales; Brassicaceae
Product: polyubiquitin-D-like
Molecular function (GO): protein binding
Source: RefSeq, a predicted model, not a curated record
UUAGAACCGUAUGGAGGAUAGUUUCAGAGAUAGUCUCAUAAAUCAACAUCUUUACGAGUCUAUCUCGUUCUUUCCACUGCUUUUCGUUUGGUGGUGUUGAAGAGGAACUGCCGUGAAGGUCAUCAGCUAUACCAAACGUGAGGCAAUGUAUUUUAAAAAGCUCUCUCCAUGUGUCAUAGUUGAACUUUUGCAGAUCAAGGACAAUUGUGACAUGCCCCCGAUAUGUGUGUGUGAUCUUUAAAGGUUUAUCGUUUGUAUCCAUAGGCAAUGAGAGAUAAGACUGAGUUUAGGAGAGAGAUAGAAUAGAGAGAAGAGGAGUCGAGAACGUGAGAAAAAUGGAGAAAGUGAGACUUGAGAGAAGAAAUAAUUGGCAGCUAGAGUUUUGCUUACUCUAUAAGUUGGUGUAUAAUAGGUAGAGCUCAAUGCCCUUCUUAUGUUAUUAAGGAUUCUAUAUAUAGAUUUACAUAGGAAAUCCUAAUCAUGUACAUGUAUAUAUUUGUAUAUCUUUAUAUAGUCUAACAAAGAUUACAUAGCUUCUUUUGGAUCAUUCUACAUUAUAUUUUCGCAUCUAUAUUCAUUCCGCCCAAGGUACAGAUCUCCACCUAGUUGUUUUUAUUCUAACCAAAGGCAGUUAUGAAUUGAAAUUAAAGUAUACUAGGUUUAAAUUGCGGGUGUUAGUUUUUCAUAAAUUGUUUAAUGACGUUUCUAAACACAUAGUUUUUUUUUUUUUUAAGUUCCUACACAUCAGAACUCAACCCACCCAGAUCUGGAAGGACCCGAUUCGAAUCCCACCCAAAAAUUUAUAAAACUCGAGUGGAGCUUAAUCUCAAAAUCCAAAACGCUCGAUACCUGAAAGAACUAAUUUGCACCCGAACGGAUAUCGUAAUAUCCAUACCUAACUGAUUAUGUAAAAAAUAAAAAUUUCUUUGUUAACUUUUUGAAUUUUUGUCACGGGGGAAGAAAAUUCAUUCAAGCAUGUGAAAUUAUUACAGUUAACACGAUGUCAAAUUAUUAUGGUAAAACAAUUGAUUAAGUAGUUAAAAUAUAAAAACAAUGUAAAAGAUAUAAUAAAACAAAAAAAAUAGGUAAGUUCUGCUUUUAUUUCUAUAAUAAAUAUUUUCAAAUUAUUUGGAAAAUAACAAUUAAUGAAAUAGUUAAGAUGAAUUAAAAUAAGGAAAGAACAACAGAUCUAAUAAAUCUGUUGAAAAUAAGAUUAGUUCUAUUUUGUACUCCAAUUUUAAUAAUAUAAAUAUUUUUUGAAAAAAAAUAAAUUUAAAUAAUUCCUCUAAAUUAUAUAAAUUUUUAGAAAGAAGAUUAUAUAAUAUAAUGGUUUCAUUUUUAAAAAUAAAGAAUGAAGUAUGAUAUGUUUUUGAUUGUUUGUAUUAUGCACAUUGUUUUACUGUUAGUAUUUUUUUUAUAGAUAUACCGUUAGUAUUUAGAUAGGUAGUGAAUGAUGUUUCACUUUUCAUUAGAAACAAAAGAAGUCAAGUUUCUUAAUUUGUGUCUAAGACUUUUAAGUAUAGUUUCUUGCAAAAUUCGAGAAAGAAAAAAAGUUAAGUUUCUUAAUUUGUGUAUAAAACUUUUAAGUAUUGUCUCUUGCAAAAUUCGAGAAAGAAAAAAAGUUAAGUUUCUUAAUUUGUGUAUAAAACUUUUAAAAGAAGCCGAAGGGCUGCCUAUAGUAAAUGUUAUCAUUGGGAAAAUGUAAAGUUAACAGAUAAUUCAUUCCCAAAGAUGUAAGUAUAUAAAAAGAAAACCCCAAAGAGAGAAAGGAGAGAAACAAUGCAGGUAUAUAAAAAGAAAACCACAAAGAGAAAAAGGAGAGAAACAAUGCAGAUUUCUAUUAAGACGGUAGAGGGAAAAAGCAUAAACCUAGAGGUGGAGGAUAGCUCUAAGCCCAUCGACCUCAAGAUCUAUGGACCCAUCCGUCAACUGGUUCUAGGUUUGAAUCCGGAUGCGUAUCCAACUCAAGACGCAGUCAUGCGGAUUUUUGUAUCGACUAUAAAGGAGAAAACAUUCAUCCUACAAGUGAAGGGGUCCGAUACCAUUAAAAAAGUCAAGACCAUGAUCCAUGAUCAGGGUGGCUUACCGGUGGACCAGCUGAAUCUUAACUUUCUUGGCACCACGCUUGAAAACAGUCGCACCGUAGCUUACUACAACAUCAAGCCGGACUCCAAUCUUGUCAUUGUGCAGCGUGGUUGCAUCUGCUAAACGUGUCUCUUUGUUUUCCAAAAUGUUAUCAGUAUUGCUUUUGAUAUUUCCAAACACAAGUAGCUUUAAUGGCUUAAACAGUUUCAAUAUAUAAUCUUUUGCUGUUAAGAAAUCGGUUAAACAUU